Lacerta agilis (Sand lizard) is the source of this 1055-nucleotide messenger RNA. RefSeq lists its product as uncharacterized. The record is from RefSeq and is a predicted model, not a curated record. The transcript has 5 exons. The coding region runs from base 365 to 781 and encodes 138 amino acids. NCBI's taxonomy places the organism in Eukaryota, Metazoa, Chordata, Lepidosauria, Squamata, Lacertidae.
CGCCACUUUUUUCAUUCGGAUCUCUCGCCUCACUUCCGCGGAGGAGCACAGCGGCCUUAAGAGAGUUUGGUCGCAGUGGGAGCCCGUAGCGGGCCGCGCGCGCAGGUGCGGUUUCCAGGGCGACCGAGGGACGCCUUGGUAUAUUUACAUACUACUGCAUGGCUUCCAAGUUGCUCAGAGCAGCGUCUCCCCCUCUCCUGUUUUAUCCUCACAACAGCCCCGUGAGCAGACUAUAGAUGUUGUGCUCAAGGAACAAGUGGAAGCAUGGUCUGUUAUAGCUUCAAGUUAUUUGUCUCUUCCUCGGGGCUCUGAGCUAUCCAUGGAGCCUCCAGAUGUUGAUGCCUAGUCCUUCCCCAACUGAGGAAUGGCAACUCCAUCGCUGAACCCUCCACCAGACCUCCCUUUUGCCUCAACCUUGUUCCUGCCUCUCCCUGCCAUCGUUUUCUUGGUCGUUGGAUCCUACUUAUUACUCCUGGCCCUGGUCCUUGUCCUCCGACAGUGCCUGAUGGCCCGGGGUCUUUGUGCCAACUGCUGCUCCUGUGAAAAGCAGCCUUGGCCAAACAUGUGCGAAUGCUGUUUGACCUGUGCAGAAACAUGUGACUGUGCCCUUCCUUCCCCAACCCGCUGUAUGGAUCGCUACUGCACCUGUACUAAUCAGGGCUGGGAACCAGGGGCUUGUUCCUUUCCCCGCUUGUGUCCCCUCUGCGAUUGUGCCUGCACAUACCAGCCCCCAGACUGCCAGAACAUCAAUUGCAUUUGCUUUGAGAUCAAACUGCGAUGAAGAACUCAAAAUAGAUUAUGUCUGUGAUUUGGGAGUGGGAGGAUUUGGAAGUCUUCAUACAAGUGGUGGAUCCUACAAGCGGUGGACAAGUAAAAUGGGGAGUUGGUUGCUCAGCCUGACAUAAUUAACUUGUCCUGAUGCAAAAAAGUUUUGAAACUGAGCUUUUUCUUUUUCAUGUUGAUUUUUCAAGUGCUUUUGUACUUUGUACUGCGUGUUUGAUAUUAAUGUUUUUAUAUGAAUUGCUGCAUUUUAUAAUAAAGCAGGUUGAAUAUCA